GCGUCGCGAGGCACCGCGGUAAAGACGUCCAAUUCUUUCCUCCUCAGCCUGCCACUUUUCUGCGAGACACCGAGGGAGGUGCGGUAAAAAACUGGUCGUUGGCCACGGUCCGAACCAUCUAUGGUGGGCACGAACGAAAUCAAACUUAUCUUGAGUAGUGUGUGAUGGUGUGGGAUUGGCCCCUCUUGGCCCGACGCGGCGCUACUGGCAGGUGAAGGGCCGCCAGCGUCCCAACACAGCGCCACAGACUAAGUCCCGCAUCCCGCUCGCUACCGCCAGUGAGUGUGCUGCCCCACCACACUGUCACCCGGGGAGUGAGUGAGUCAGCGGCCAGCCAGCCAGCAGCGGCACGCCAGGCAGGGACACAAGCAGCGGCAGUAGCCAGCCUCGCCAUGUGAUGCUGAGUUGCUCAUUCAUCAUCUCUUCCGCUCUCAACCAAAGAUCGGCCGUGUACCCACGCCAGCAGACGCCUACCUGAUCCCAUACCAAAGAUUCUGGGACAAUCAUGUUCCAUAGUGACUUAACCAAGUGAUAUUCGAGAAAUGCCAAAAAAGUGUGACGAACUUUUAUAGUGGACUUUACCUUCUUGAAAAAUAUGAACUUUACGUAAGGCAGAGUCCAAGGUGAGCGAGCCCAGACCCACAAUAAGUUAUAGAAAAGUGCGCCAAGGAAGGCGUUGGUGAAGUUGCUGUGCAAGACGCGCCAAGUCGGGAAGUCUCACCCCGAAGACUUUAGUUCCCCGCCUCGACGUUCGAACCACUGCUGCUCGGCCAUCGCACCACGAUUGUCCUCGUCUUUACCAUUAUGGCGAUGGCUGCGAUGUCAACGACGAUGGGACAACAAUACCGCUUCAACUCCUUCAACCCAAUGUCAUCUUUCAACUCCUUCAACUCCCAGCACAUGAAUUGGGCUCCGGAGCCAAUGGCGUGCUCGAAGGUGACGGACAAACUGGUAAACGAGCUUCAGAGAUUUUAACGAACUAAAGCUUAACAAAAAAAAAAAAACAUACAAAAAAACAAUCAACGACUUUCAGUUAAGAAAAUCGCUAACCAUUGACACACACAUCCAAAAAGAAAACUUUACUUGAAAGAAACAUCUGGUGCUAAUUGAGUGCUAAUAUUGACCCUUAGUGCAAUAGUGCGCUGCUGCUCGUCCGGCAAGUGUGCUAUUCCUCUGUACCUUGAUACCCAGUGGUGCUGUGGCAGUGACCCUCGACAAGGUGCAAACUACAGUGUGCCGUUCAGACAACUUCCUAAGUCCGCCAAACGAGCAGUGAGUGUCGAGGUCCAGCACUCGUCAGGCUCGCGCUCGGACAGACAAGUUGUAUAUAUAAAAAAAAAAAAAAAAAAAAAAAGCUUACCAGAAAAAUCCUCCAGGUGUAAAACAAGAGCAACUAAAAAAAAUCGCUAAAAGGCAAAGCAAACAAACCCAAAAGGCACUUAAAACUUGAUAGUUCUCUUCUCCUGUUGUGUGUGUUCAAAAAGCCGUAACCAUCUUCCCCACCGCCACCAUGUACGGAAUGCAAGACUAUGGCCCACCCCCUCCGGAAAUGCAAUAUUUCCCCUUCAAGCGGGAGCAUGAGAUCUUCAUGCACAAGUCUGCCAUGCAGAUGCACAACCGCGAUACUCACCGCACCGAGGUGAAGCCGCACCAGUGUCAGCAGUGCCUGAAGUCCUUCUCCUCUAACCACCAGCUGGUGCAGCACAUUAGAGUGCACACCGGCGAGAAGCCAUACAAGUGCUCCUACUGCGACCGACGCUUCAAGCAACUCUCCCACGUGCAGCAACACACCAGACUCCACACCGGUGAACGGCCUUACAAAUGCCACAUCCCGGACUGCGGACGCGCCUUCAUCCAACUGUCGAACCUUCAGCAGCAUCUUCGCAACCACGACGCCCAGCUAGAAAGGAUGAAGAACCGUCCCUUCCACUGUAACAUCUGCGGAAAGGGAUUCGCCACGGAGAGUUCCCUCAGGACUCAUACAUCUAAGCACGCUGCCCUGGUCGGUGGCCCCAACGCUGUCAAUUGUCCUCAGUGUCAGAAACUGUUCAUGAAUGGCGAGCAGCUGAUGGAGCACAUGAAGUAUACGCAUAGGGACCCAAACGCCUCUGGAGUAGCAGUUUUUCCUUAUACCACAGCCAAGCGUCGCACAGCCUCCCAUUCCUGCCCUGUCUGCGGCAAGCAUUAUGUGAACGAAGGCAGCCUACGAAAGCACUUGGCCUGUCACCCGGAGACCUCGCAAUUUACCUCCUCCCUCAGGAUGUGGCCCUGCUCGGUGUGCCACGCCGUCUUCACGCACGAGUCAGGCCUGCUGAACCACAUGGAGCACAUGCGCAUGGACCCCAAGCAUCAGUUCGCCGCGCAAUACGUUCUCUCACGGGCCGCUGCUGAGCGACGGGAGAGGGAGAGCAUCCUGGGCCUGGCGCAGGUGGGGCUCCAGGGCGGCGGCAAUCACAUGGGCAUGGGCAUGGGUAUGGGGAUGGGCAUGGGUAUGGGAAUGGGCAUGGGCAUGCCACACCAAAUGCAGCACCAUGCCCAGCACCAAACGGCGCCCAUGUCCAUGGCGGCGUCCCCGUCUACUCAAAGUGACGCCUCCUCUAGGAUCUCCACGCCCGCUGAGAAGCUGGAGGGAGGCAUAGGAAGGAUGCCCUCCCCGACAGACGCCCUCCGCUCCAUCACCAGCCACCACGACGUGAUGAACCAAAUGCGCCCGCAGCCCAGCGACAACAUGAGAGCCAUGAUCAGCCAGAGCCAGGCCGAGCUGGUCAAGUCCACCCUUACCUCUCAGGCGGAGACCAUCAGGAACGCGAUGGCCUCCCAGGCCGAGGCCAUCCGCAGCCUGUCCAAUCCUCACGGCCAGCCAGUCCCCCCGCAGCCCAAUCAACAGCCGUCUCCGCAACAGCAGCAGCAGCAGCAACAGCAACAGCAGCAACAGCAGCAGCAACAACAGCAACAACAACAACAACAACAACAACAGCAGCAGAACGCCCACCAAGCCCCGGAGCCCAUGGGGUCCCCUCAGCCUGACAUGCGGGAUAUGCGUGACCCCAGGAUGGGCGUGGGCGGCGGCAUGGAGUCUGCUCUGAGGAGCGCCCAGGCGGAGGCAGCGCUGAGACUGGUGAGUCACGAGGGCCGCCCCUCACCGCAACACCAAGGUGACCUGACUGACUCUAUCCGUCUACAAGAAAUGCGUAUGGAACAAGCAUUGCGGCUACACGGUGACCCUCGCGCCCUGGCAUCCUCCUUGCCCGGCCCCCUGGGAUUCCCCCUCGCCCCUCCUCAACACCAGCCGCAGCAACAGAGCGCCUGAAGUUACCCAAGCCUGCCCCCUGUCUGGGAGCAACAACCGCCGCCACUCGCCCGUGCUAGUCCUCCGGUGAACGUGUUAUGACUUUGUGUGUGUGUGUGUCACAACGCCUCGGUUCCACCUUUGUUCUGUUGUGUUGUCGUAUUUUUAACUGUGAUAAAAUGAAACGGUUUCCCACAGGAACCGCAUAUUAUUUAAAUGGUCACUUCUCUGUGUUAGUUCCUUGAGUUGUUGCUGUUACGGUGUGGCCGAACGUGGAGGCCUUGGCGGCGCGGGAGGAGCAGGGCCUCUGGCUUCCUGCCCGGCCCGCCCUGCCCAGUGCCUCCGCCGUGGCCGUCACGUCCCAGGCGUCCUAAGGCACGCCCUCCCGACAGUUCCUCACAGUUACUUUAAGUGCAAUUUUAGGGACCAGCGGUCUGUGACACUAUACCUACAGAGAGGCUGAGCUGCGUGGCCCCGCGAGUGGCAUCCGGGCGGCAUCCCAGGCUGGGACAGGGGGGUGCCACACACCCGCCCUGGACUCAGUGAGGCAGGCGUUACUGUAUACCAUAAGUUCGUAUAGCUUCCAAGGCUUGAUUUAAUUGCAGUCAUAGUGUACUUGCAAUAAUGAAAAAAAAGUAUCUUUAUAUAUUGUGUCGCAUAAUACUGCACCGUGAUGGGUACUUGUUAAGCUUCGCACAGCCCAAGAUAGAACACUAAACAUUAAAGGUCCUACUGCAAGCAUACAAUCAAACAAGAUCCCGCGAAAAGAUAAAAGUGAACCUGUGGUGUGGUGCUAAGGGUGUGCGGGCGAGACUUUGCUAUGACGCAACCACCGGCGGCAGCGAACCUUUGAUAGCGCGCCGCGAUGCUGGGCGACCCGCUGCCCCUCCGCCCACCACGACCUCUGGCGUCCACCUACUGCGACGGGGGCGACAGCAUAUGCUCUGAACUCCUUAAACCUUAUGAUGAACCACGUUAGGCGAGAGAGACGUCCACUAUCCCUCCACCUCAAGACGCCUGCUGGACCCCACUCGCUCUCACCUCAGCCGAAUGUGUUUUGUCAUUACCUCUUGCUCACGCCACGCAGGUCCUACGUCGAGUGCUAUUGUGGGGCGUCGCGCACCUCCACUGAUAAAGGUUUUAAUUGCUCACUUUCGGAGGAUGAAAUUAACAAAUCUCAAACCUCGGAAAGUAAGUCUGAUGAAGCUUCAGAGUUAAGUAAGUAUCUUGCUUAUGAUGAAAAAUUGAAAUACAAAGACUAAGAAUACCAUCAUUGUUGAAAAUAUGUAUAUUUACUUUAUUUCAAUGGGGGCAUUGAACCCAGAGCGUGUGUAAUUAUUUAAAGGGACAGAUAUGUUUAUACAGUUCCACAUUUUAAGUGUCUAAUUUUUCUGAUUAUGGUUCAUCUGCGCAAUAUUGUAAUAAGUGUACAUUUUCCCAGUCAAGUAGCUUUGAAGGCAGUGUGAAUUGAAGCUCUCUCUCCUCUCUCCCCAUCAAGAUAUUUCCUUGACUAUCCCCACAUUAGAUUUAGAGGACAUAGACUAGCUAGAAUCAUGAUUGUUGUACUCAUAUAGCCCUACUUAACAGAGGUGUACAGAUUCAAUAGUAAGAUUUUUUUAUAGAUCGAAAGGAGACUUGCUUUUCUUCGGAAUUCUGGCCUUCAAAGCUUCCUGAGCCCACCUAGUGACUGUUAACUGUUCCUGCGAUCAGAGUUUACCGUUGAUACUGCUGCUGUUCCCUCACCAAUAGUCCUAGACACAGUUAAUGACUUUAACUGCUGCUACUACUACUACUACUACUACUACUACUUCUGUUUUUAUUAUCAUCACUACUACUUCUACUACUACUGUCAUUUCCACUGCUACUACUAUUACUUUCUACUGACUGCUACUGCUCCUGCUUACUAAUAACUACUACUACUACUACUACUACUACUUCCAUUUCUACUUUUUUAACUACUACUACUACUACUACUACUACUACUACCAUUUCUACUUUUUUUCGCUACUACUACUACUACUACUACUACUACUACUACUACUACUACUACUACUACUACCACUACUUCUACUAUUACUACUACUACUACUACUACUACCACCUUUACUGCUACUAUUAUAACUAGUACUACUUUUACUACAAACUAUUAUUUUCACUAAUACUACUAAUACUACUACUAAUAUAACCUUAUCCUCAACCUCCACCACUUGCACUAUCACCACCACUGCCACCCACCACCACUACUAUUACCACCACAACUACCACCACCACCACCACAACUCCUACCACUACCUUCACAACCACCACUACCUCCCCUACCACUAAACAACGACAACAACAACAAACAUUGCUAGUAUCACGUACUACUGCUGCUACUACUACUACUACUACUACUACUACUACUACUACUACUACUACUACCAUUACCACUAGUGAAAUUUGUCAUCAGUUACAUAGGCACAUAAAUUAUUUCUUUACUAUGUCCUGGUUAUAAAUGCUACGUAGAAAACAAGAACAUUGUGUCAUUUUAUUAGUAUAUUUUGUUACAGCAAUAUUUGAUAUUCAUAUUACGAUGCGUUUACGAUUUAACUCGAUAAAAAUUUGUUAUACGUCUCCCCUCUCUCUCUCUCUCUCUCUCUCUCUCUCUCUCUCUCUCUCUCUCUCUCUCUCUCUCUCUCUCUCUCUCUCUCUCUCUCUCUCUCUCUCUACAAUACCAUAGUCUGUAGAGCAAUAGUACAGUCACAACCUUGAUCUAUCCAUACAAUCUUCAACGUAAUUCUUUUGUUGUUUGUUUUCGUAAUCAAACUCUGCAAAGAUAAGAGUUUCCCUGUAUUUUUUAUCUUUUUUUGCUGCCUUUCGAUGUUCACCCAACGCCUCCCCACCACCACCACCACCAACCACCACCACCACCACUACUACUAUACUACUACUACUACUACUAUUAUCAUUACUACUAUUUACACCAGCGCCAAGCUUCUCUAUCCUCUUCCACAAUUCUCGUAUCUUCUGAUUUCAGUUUCACAUUCUUUAGUGUUUUUUUAUUCUUGUUGUUAUCAUUUAUUCCUCCUCCUCCUCCUCCUCCUCCUCCCCCUCCCCCUCCCCCUCCCCUGCCUCCUCCUCCUCCUCCUCCUCCUCCUCCUCCUCCUCCUCCUCCUCCUCCUCCUCCUCCUCCUCCUCCUUCUCCCCUCCCUAACUUCACCCUUAAUCACCUGUAACGCCUUUAUCCCAAUUCGUUGUUGUGCAAAAUCUUCAAGCAGUUAUUUAUUUAUUUUUUUUCUUUAAGAUUGUUUUGAUUUCAUUUACGACUAAUUUCCGAGUGAUUUUUUAAUGGUAUCGAAUUUUAUUAUUAUUAUUAUUAUUAUUAUUAUUAUUAUUAUUAUUAUUAUUAUUAUUAUUAUUAUUAUUAUUAUCUUUAUUAUUAUUUAGUUUUCGUGUUUGUUGACAUCCUUAUUGGAAUUUUUUAUAUAUAUAUAUAUAUACGUAUAUAGUCGUCCAUUAUUUUCCGUACUGUCUUGUCUGUUACAGUUUAUGUUGUACUGCUGUGAGGAUUCUCUCCCCCGCCCCAUUUCUCCUCAGUAAGCACGAAACAUCAUUGUUUUUACGUAGCAAUCUGUUGAACAUUUCCGCAAUCCGGGCCAGCCAUCCCUUCACUUCUCCCUCUCCUCCCCACGACCUCCUUGCCCUCACUGAUACAACGGUUUUAUCAACAAAGUAAUAUCAAUGCAUAAAAGGCAAAGGUAAACCUCCUGCAGUCCCUUUAAACCCGAGACCCAAGAAAAUAGCAGUUCAAUCAUUCAUUACUCUGAUACGUUCUCAAAGCCAUUCAGUUUGUUAUUCUCAUUUUGUAGUUCGUUGAUUUUUUUUUUUUUUUUCCGGUGCGUGUUGAAUCCGAAUCUUUUGUUUCGAUCCCACUUGAUUCAACAUUUUUUUUUUUUUAGCUCAUAUUGAGGCAAAACGUACGUAAGUAGAGGAGUCGCCGAUGUCAGCGAGCACACAUUACGUAGACAUGCGCUCUCUCUCUCUCUCUCUCUCUCUCUCUCUCUCUCUCUCUCUCUCUCUCUCUCUCUCUCUCUCUCUCUCUCUCUCUCUCUCUCUCUCUCUCUCUCUCUCUCUCUCUCACCAUAAAUACACAGACACAUAAACAUACACACACACACUAGGAAGGAUGACCAACACGUAUUAAGAUAGGCAGCCGGUGACAUUUUCUUGCUUCUUUACAUUUUUUCUUGCCUUGUAUAUUUCCUUCAGCCACCACCACCACCACCACCGCCACCGCCGCACACAACAAGCAUUAACACUAUCCAUCGGUAUCUAACCCCCUUUCUUCAACUACCAUUAUAUUCAGACACCAUUAACUCCACUCUUGCUAUCCUACUCUAAAUCUCAUGACUUCAGCAUCCACUACUACUACUACUACUACUACUACUACUACUACUACUACUACUACUACCACUACCACUACUACUACUACUAUUCCUGCUGCUGCUGCUGCUAUUACUAUUGCUGCUGCUGCUACUGCUGCUACUGCCGCUGCUGCUACCAUUACCCACCACCACUUCCUCUUCCUCCUCCUCUACCACCUCGCUCUUUCGCCACCGCCACCAUCUCCUCCACCCUUGCCACCACCACCACCUCCACCUCUACCACCACCACUUUCACUACUGUCCGCCACCAUCAAGCCUCAUUCGAAGUUCCAUAGUCUGCCGACAUCUCCACCGGUAUCAGGAAUGUUAAACACAAAGGAUAAUACAAGUUCCUAGUAAAUUUCCUAAUUAUUAACCUGUCGUUUGACCAUGAUAGAGUGCGUUAUUUCCUUUAAUUUUUUUUUUUUUUUUUUUUGUUCCAGAGGAAUAGUUCUGAGAUUAGCUUGCAACUAUGGUCACUCUUAAUCUAAAUCGACUUUUCUUCAUUGGUCUCAUAAAGGAAAUAUAGAUUUUUAUACAUAUAAAUUUUCCCUCGGGCCGUCCAUAGGGACUGGGCGUCCAGGUUCCCAGAUAAGUUUAGUUUUCUUACAUCCGUGUCACGAGACCAUCGAUGGGCCUGGUCGCCCGGGGCAGGCAGUACUGGAGAACAUCCGCAGAUCGUGAGCUGUGCAGCUGCAUCGCAACACUCGGCGGAGCCGCGUAGCCAGACCCUCGUGUACUCAGUGCCACCCCCAGUGUCCUCUUGCGUAUAAACGGGAGUUCGUAUGGACGGCUGCUCGGCCCGUCUGCCCCACUAGGGCUGCCGAGGAAUUUAUUCGCCAGUGUCCCUUCCCCGACUCUGAAGCCUGUCAAAUUUUUUUUUCUUUUUUUUAUCUGUCAGUGCACCAGUGCCCAUGGAAUUUGAUUAUAACUGAUUUCGAGUAAUUUUGACUGUCUGUCCCAAGUUCCUCCGUGUGCCAGUCAGUAUCCGUGAACACCGUCUCCGCCAUUCACACUGCCCGGCUCUCGCCAACGACCUUCCUGCUGGCUCCCGUCCUGCCCCUUGCGCUCGGGAACCUUGUCUUUCCUUUCUUCCUUCACCGUCACUCCGCCACGAGCGAAAACCAUAACCCUUAUCCCUCUCAUCAUCAUCAUUACAAGUGGGGCGCCCCAGCUUACCCCGGUGACCUGGCACGCCCCAACCUUCCUCGGACAAUUCUUAAUCCCAACACCCUUACCUUCCCCUGCGGUUUCUCUUCCCAUCUCUCUCCUUCUCACGCCCCGGCUCUGCCCUCUGAUAAUGAAGUGAGGAGAUCGGCUCGCACGGACGAGACACCUCGCUAAGUAUGUGAGCAUAAUAGUGACGGCCAGGGUGGCGUUUGUAGCGGUGUGGCCCUCUGACCCGUGCCUCCUCCAGCCCCCGGGUCGCGGCCCCAGCUGCGGGUCACAGGGCGGACGGGGCGGCCUCAGGGGAUUCGACGUUGUUGCGCCUCCUAUGGGCGGGCGCACACCGUUUGCCUUGCUCAUAUACCUCACGCCGCCGCCACCGCAGCUGGCUCUCCCCUGGGGCCGUGCCCACACCAGUCUUCCACACCGGUACUCUAGAUCCCGCACCACGCCCCCACGGACUGCUGGACUGGAAGCUGGCGUGCCCGCUAGUUCAACCAGUAAUUACAAUGGUGUCCAAAACGACCAGAUACGAGUUUCUUGUACAUUUUAAAAAUGGUGUCUAAAAGACAUAAUAAAUGCACACGUCCCAGCCAUCUUCUUUGUACUAAUGUAUGAAUUAUCAAUAAGUAGUGUUCGAUAGACUGUUGUUGUCAUGUUGUCGUCUUUAUAAAUUAUUAAGGGUCGGGUACUACGUUAGUACUGCUGCAGUGUCAGACUAUGUACAACCUGCGGGACGCUCACCCCCGCAGCCCACCUCGGAGGGAGGACCAACCCCCACCUCAUUUUCUAUGGCCCUGCUGCACUUCUCCCUCCCUCAGUGUGAUUCAGUGUGGCCUUCGUCGCGCGUUACGGUGGCGGUGGCUGCUGAAAGACUCUGAGUUCUGCCAGGUGUGUGCCGCGUGUCAGGGGCCAGGCCGCGCGUGGUCACCCUCUCUGUGCAUGUUCUCCCUGCUGAGGCUUCAAUGGUUUUGUUCCGUUUCUUGUCCUACUAUGUAGUUAACAAAUGUUCAUGUGUUAGAUGUAGUGUGGGGAAAUUAAAUACAUACAUAAAAAUAUUGUCAAACUCUGAACCAAGGCGGUGUUCACUCAUGGUAAAUUCGUGAAGCUGGUUUGAGGAUAACUUGGUUCAAGGGUGAAGCUCUGCCGUGUCAGUUUAGGCAAGCUGGGACGACCGGCGUGUCGUGCGCAGCUCCGCCUUUUCUUGCGCGCCUGCGCCGAGGGGUACCUGCAACUUGCGACACCCUUGCAUAAAAUUAUUAUAAUUAUUGUGGUAAUUUUGUUGAGAAGAGCGAUCUUAAUUAUCUGCUUUGGACUAUAAUUUGUCAUAUAUGUAUACAUACAAGAUAUAUAUAUAUAUAUAUAUAUAUAUAUAUAUAUAUAUAUAUAUAUAUAUAUAUAUAUAUAUAUAUAUAUAUAUAUAUAUAUAUAUAUAUAUAUAUAUAUAUAAAUCAUAAAGCAAAAGUGGUAACUGUGAGAUCCAGGAUGGAAAUGGGUUGGUUGAAUCACAUGUCUAAGAGAAUUAAAGGUGGAUUGCAUCACGAGGGAUUUAUUUUUAUACUAAAAUUGUUUGUUGUAACCUUCCAUAAUUGAAAGUAAUCAUGAUAUUGUACUUGCAAGUGUGAGUACGCUGCAAGGCAUCAGCACAAAUCAUCAUCAGAAGGCCCAUAAAACUUGUUGCCAACAGUCGCCCAUUGGUCCGUGUCCGGCCAACCUUGCCUUGCAUACGAGGACUGGCACAUCACUUUAAUUUGGAACUAUGUGACGUGACGCAUCGAGGCGCUACUAGCGUCCGUCACGGUGUUGGUGGCCGGUGGGUGAGGCGGCGGCCGUGACGAGGAAGUCACCAGUGUGAGCAGCACCACCACCACGCAACACGCCGCCGCUCCCGUCGUGGAAAAGCCGAUGUCCAAUAGCAAAUUACAAGAACGCCCUUCUUAACUUAGAAAUUAUCAUUAUUAUUUUUAUUAUAAUGAUGUUGAUAAUGUACUUUUUAUGUACUUUGCCAAGCUUCCCUAAACGGCGCUCUCUUUACCUAUGUCCGUGGUACUGAAUGUGUAGGUACUGCAGUAACAAUAAACACUUGUCAAACAGGA
This is a messenger RNA of Scylla paramamosain (green mud crab), 10955 nucleotides long. Its product is annotated as zinc finger protein 384-like. Gene Ontology annotation, biological process: regulation of transcription by RNA polymerase II. Lineage: Eukaryota; Metazoa; Arthropoda; Malacostraca; Decapoda; Portunidae. Gene Ontology annotation, molecular function: DNA-binding transcription factor activity, RNA polymerase II-specific; RNA polymerase II cis-regulatory region sequence-specific DNA binding. Gene Ontology annotation, cellular component: nucleus. The coding region runs from base 1511 to 3310 and encodes 599 amino acids. The transcript is spliced from 7 exons. The record is from RefSeq and is a predicted model, not a curated record.